Molecule: messenger RNA, 1799 nt
Organism: Pseudogymnoascus verrucosus
Lineage: Eukaryota; Fungi; Ascomycota; Leotiomycetes; Thelebolales; Thelebolaceae
Exons: 1
Coding region: 207-1718 (503 amino acids)
Molecular function (GO): arylsulfatase activity
Source: RefSeq, a predicted model, not a curated record
CAAGGGUAUUGCGUAAACUAUUAGCGGCCCCACGACAAACUAAACCCCGAGAUGCUCCCCGCAUUCUCGACCGGGUGUCGCAUCGAGAUCCGUAGACACCAACCAUUAGCGUGUUGCCAGUGAAGGUUGUCAGAGCGCAUAAAUAGGGAGGCACGCAGGAUCCAAGGCGACAUCAUGUAGACUUUGAUCCAAGACGUACUCCGAAAAUGGCUGAAUCACGGGAUGCCUCUGGGCAAAAGAAAAAUAUUCUGUUCCUCAUUGCAGAUGACCUCGGAAAAUAUCUCAAUUGCUAUGGCGCCAAGAAUAUCAAGACUCCAAACAUCAACUUGUUGGCAUCACAAGGCACUCAGUUUGAUAUGGCCUUCACCAGUACGGCAUCAUGCAGCGCCAGUCGAUCAGUCAUGUAUACUGGCCUACACACUCACCAAAACGGGCAAUACGGUCUAGCCUGUGAGAGGCACCACUUCGCCACAUUUGAUUACAUCGAGACUGUCCCUGCUGUGUUUAACUCUCUCGGUUACCAGACAGGAAUCAUUGGAAAAGUGCACGUUGGGCCGGCCUCGUCCUAUCCGUGGGAGAUCCGCGAAGAAAGUGGGACCAGAAAUGUUGGCUGGGUUGCAGACCGAGCAGAGUCCUUCUUUGAAAAAGCAAAAGAGACCGAUCGACCAUUCCACCUGACUGUGGGAUACAUCGAUCCCCACCGUGACUUAACUCGGUCUGGAUUUGGAAACGAAGACUUUGGCGACGCUAGGGUGAAGGUCACUACGGUUCAACCUGAGGACGUGGAAAUCCCUUCAUUUUUGAAUGACCUACCAGAGGUUCGCACUGAGCUUGUCGAAUAUUAUCAGUCCAUUCAACGUCUAGAUGCUGGCGUGGGCUUGAUCCUUGAUGCUUUGGAGAGGCAAGGUCUGUCAGAUAGCACACUAGUUUGCUUUGUUAGCGACAACGGCGCGCCAUUUAUCAAUUCGAAGACGACACUGUACGAUGCUGGCAUCCGCCUUCCAGUCAUAGUUCGAGCCCCCCAAUUGAAGGGCGGCGUUGUGAGCCCAAACAUGAUCUCAUACAUCGAUUUCUUCCCAACACUCCUGGACUGGGCUGGCGCAAAGGGCCAUGUGCUGUCUGAGAAUAGUAGAUCACCAGCAAGACUUGGAACAUCCUUCCUCCAAAUUCUUGAUGCCAAAGAGCUCUUGCCUGAAGAGAAGUGGCAGCAUCACGUAUUCGGGUCGCAUACCUUUCAUGAGGUACAGAACUACUGGCCUACUCGCUACCUUCGCUCAAGGCGAUAUAAGUACCAUCGGAAUCUUGCUUGGCGACUCGACUUUCCGUUUGCCAGCGAUAUGUACGGAAGUUUGAGCUGGGACGGCAUCCGCAACACUCCGCCGCCAGUGAUGCUCGGUCCUCGCUCCUUAAAAAACUACAUAUGGCGCCCUCAGGAGGAGUUGUACGAUAUGGAGAAGGAUCCGCAAGAAGUGAAUAACUUGGCACUAAACGAAGAGUACGAGAAUGUGAUCAAAGAGUACCGUACGAAAUUAGAGGCCUGGCAAUUAAAGACAAACGAUGCUUGGCUCUAUCGAGAUGGUGUUUCCGUGGCAAUGAACCAACAUCACAUAGAUGCCGGUCUCAAGAUCCCAGACAGGUUUGAGAUUGAUGUUGAUAACCCGGGGAAUCGAGAUGUUGCCUGCUGGUCACCCGAAAAUGUAGGACAGCGGUCAGCUUAAUCACAAGGUUGAGUCCAGACACACUUAAAAUGUAUGCAUUACUGGGGGCGAUGGACAGAUAUAGAACCAAUACAAUUUAUA